This is a messenger RNA of Solanum pennellii, 711 nucleotides long. RefSeq lists its product as uncharacterized. The record is from RefSeq and is a predicted model, not a curated record. The transcript has 3 exons. NCBI's taxonomy places the organism in Eukaryota, Viridiplantae, Streptophyta, Magnoliopsida, Solanales, Solanaceae. Bases 1 to 711 code for a protein of 236 amino acids.
AUGGCCAAUCUUACAAAACUAGAGUUCACUGCCCUUCAAAGUUCGGGAAGGAACUACCUCUCAUGGGUGUUGGAUGCUGAAAUCCACCUUGAUGCAAUGGGUCUUGGAGACAACAUAAAAGAAGAAAAUAAGGCAUCAAAUCAAAACUGUGCACGAGCAAUGAUAUUCUUGCGUCAUCAUCUUGACGAGAUUCUGAAAAUCGAAUAUCUGAUAGUUAAGGAUCCACUUGUUUUGUGGAAUAACCUAAAAGAAAGAUUUGACCACUUGAAGAUGGUCAUACAUUCAAAGGCACGAUAUGAUUGGAUGCAUCAAAGGCUACAAGACUUUAAGUCUAUACAUGAGUAUAAUUCUGCCAUGUUCAGAAUCACUUCUCAAUUGAAAUUAUGUGGAGAAACGGUUAGUGAGAUUGAUAUGAUGGAAAAGACGUUCUCCACUUCGAAUAUGCUCUUGCAGCAACAAUAUCGAGAGAAAGCAAAUAAUGAUUUAUUAUUGAAAAAUCAUGAGAAUCGACCUACUGGAUCUGAACCACUUCCUGAAGUGAAUGGGGAGUACGCCCACCAUGCUAGGCAUGGAAAAGGUCGCAGUCCUAAUCGUGGUCGUGGACGUGGACGUGGUUGUGGUCAUGAUUAUGGUCAAGAACAUUUCUUCGCACAUCCUGAAGGAAAAAUAGAUCACUUAAUUGGUGAUGGUUCUGUGAACAUGGAAGAGUGA